This is a messenger RNA of Acanthopagrus latus (yellowfin seabream), 7170 nucleotides long. It is a transcript of the gene pcdh15a, whose product is annotated as protocadherin-related 15a. Gene Ontology annotation, cellular component: stereocilium; adherens junction; plasma membrane. Bases 532 to 7008 code for a protein of 2158 amino acids. The transcript has 40 exons. Gene Ontology annotation, biological process: homophilic cell-cell adhesion; sensory perception of sound; calcium-dependent cell-cell adhesion. NCBI's taxonomy places the organism in Eukaryota, Metazoa, Chordata, Actinopteri, Spariformes, Sparidae. Gene Ontology annotation, molecular function: calcium ion binding; cadherin binding. The record is from RefSeq and is a predicted model, not a curated record.
UGCCACCUGUCGGGAAUGGCAAACAGGCUUCAUCGCUGAUUACCGAGCCAACCUCUCCCGCUGUUUUUUGUUUUGUUUUGUUUUUUUGUUUUUUUCGCUGGGAGACGCUCACAUUUGUGUGCAGGGUCGCCUGCAUCAGUGUAAUAAAAAAAAAUAAUAAUAAAAAAAACGGAGAACUUUGUGUGUGACCGGGUCUGCGCAAGAGAAAGUGAGCCACACGCACAAACUGGCAGCGCUGAGAUUAAAACCGGAGUCUGUGCGCGCCCGGGAGGCUCCGACCCCUCUCGCUUUGAAGAUUAGAGGGUUGACGACGUCUGAAGGACACUAAGAACAGGAUUAGGUAUUGUGCAGUCUAACCUACUUCUCAUCACUCCCGCAUCUUGUCCUUUGAAUAUUUGCGCAAUGACCUUUGGUGCACUUGGAAUACAGCGGGGGUGCCCGUGAGGUGUUUGUGAAUUCGACCAAAGGGCGAGAUGGAGUGUGAUCACAGUAAAACGAAUAAGGUGGGCAGGCAAUAAGGCUUGACAGAAGAUGCGACGGGGGUGGUGGCUCGUCAGAUGGAUGGGGACAGGAAUGGCAAUCCUCUCUUUGCUAACCCACAGCUGGGGCCAGGACACAGAAGACUGGCAGUAUGAGGAGUGUAAGCUGUCCAGACCAGGCCCCCCUGCAACCAUAGUGACCAUCGAUGAGGAGAGCCCCAAUGGUACAGUUUUGGUGGAAAACAUGCAGAUAAAUGGCCGUGCCCAAGACCCAGGCAGGACCAUCUCACUGACCCUGCUGGACAACUAUGAUUACUGGGUGAUACUGGAACCAACAAGGCAGAGGCUCUACCUCAACAGCACCGGACGAGUUCUGGACAGAGAUCCCCCAAAUUACAUCACCACCAUUGUGGUGCAGGUCCAGUGCACCAAUGAGCUGGUUGGUACUGUCAUUUUGCACGAGGUACGAAUUGUUGUGAGGGACAGGAAUGACAACACCCCUCGCUUUCAGCAGCCACGCUACUAUGUUGCAGUAAACGAGCUCACACCAGUCGGAACGACUAUUUUUACCGGCUUCUCAGGAAAUAAUGGUGCCACGGACAUUGACGACGGGCCCAAUGGACACAUAGAAUACAGCAUCCUUUACAACCCCAAUGAUCCGCAAUCUAACAGAACAGCGAGUGUUGCAAACACCCUUUCGGGACACAUUAUUCUGGCGGAGAGGCUGAACUAUGAGGAGAGAACACGCUAUCUGGUUUUGGUGCAAGCCAAUGACCGCGCUCCGUAUCCCCCAAACAGACGGACUGCUACCACGACUCUAACAGUCGACGUUCUGGAUGGAGACGACCUGGGUCCCAUGUUCCUGCCUUGUGUUUUGGUGAAUAACACCCGCGACUGCAACCCCAUCACCUACCGCGUUGCCAUCCCUGAAUUCACUGAACCGAGGAAACUGAACCCACUCAAUGUGACCCCACCUGUCCGGGCAGUAGACAUGGACAGAAACAUACAGCCCCCAUCAGACAGACCUGGCAUUUUGUACUACAUCCUGGUUGGUCAUCCAGCAACAUAUCCAGAGUACUUCUCCCUGAACAGAACCACUGCAGAGCUGCGAGUUCUGCAGCCUAUCAGCAGGGACUUGUAUCAGAGGUUCACGCUCAUCAUCAAGGCUGAGCAGGACAAUGGUCACCCCCUCCCAGCCUAUGCUGACCUUGUUAUCGAGAUCCUGGACGAGAACAACCAGGCACCGUAUUUCCAGUUUGCAACCUAUCAGGGCUACGUGAGCGAGUCCUCCCCAGUGGGUACGACCAUCUCAGCCAAUGCCAACCUUACUGCCCCGCUGGGAAUCAUCGCACUGGAUAAUGACAUUGAGGAGACGAAAGAUCCCAUGGUAAAGAUUACCCAGGAUGACUACACCACAAUCUUCGCCCUGACCCCAACUGGUUUAAUCCGCUACCUGAGGCUCCUCAAACCUGUGGACCGGGAGGAGAAGAUGACCUAUAUGUUUACGAUGGUGGCAUCGGAUGGCGUCCAGCAGAGCAGCCCUGUAACUGUCAACAUCCUGGUCAUCGAUGCCAAUGACAACACACCCACAUUUGCCGAGGUCUCCUACAGUGUCGAAGUCUUCACAGACAUGCAGCCCGGGGAGACUGUACUACAGUUAACAGCACCAGAUGCUGACGAGGGACUGAAUGGUCUGGUGACCUAUGCGAUACUGGCUGGUGCCCAGGGAGACUUCAUCAUCAGUAAUCGCACUGGACGCAUCACCGUGGCGCCCGGUGUCACUUUAACUGUGGGACGAUCUUACGCACUGACUGUCAGGGCUUCUGACAAUGCCCCAGAGAGCCAAAGAAGGAGCUCCAUCACCACAGUGUACAUUGAGGUUUUGCCGCCCAACAAUCAGAGCCCACCACGCUUCCCUCUCUUCACCUACAGCCUGGAAGUGAGCGAGGCUAUGAGGAUAGGAGCUAUUCUGCUCAAUCUGCAGGCCACAGACAGAGAGAAUGACCCGAUCACAUACCGCAUCGUGAGUGGGGAUUCCCAGCAGAUCUUCAACCUCUCUGAAACGAUUGGCCUCCUCCUGCUUGGAAAGCCUCUGGACAGAGAGACCACCGACCAGUACCGUCUGAUUGUCACAGCGUCUGACGGCAACCCUGGAGGGACAUCCACUACCACUGUGAACAUUGUCGUCACUGAUGUCAACGAUAACGACCCAGAGUUCGACUUCGCCACACCCACUAAUUUCACUGUCCAAGAAGAAAAGGCCAACUUGUUUGUAGGACAAGUCACGGCCACAGAUCCCGAUGCAGGAGUGAACGGCCAGGUCCGCUACCGGAUUGUAAAUCAUCCUGACUUGUUUAUAAUCAGUGCUAAUGGCAGCAUCUAUACAAGAGUGCCUCUUGACCGUGAGCUAAGGAACCAGUAUGACCUGGUGGUAGAGGCAUCAGAUGGGGCAGUGGAUCCACGGCGGACCAUGCUGACCCUCUCAGUACGGGUGACGGAUAUUGAUGACAACAGCCCAGUCUUCUCCCAGGAAACGUACUCGGUGAAUGUACCUGAAAACAGCCCUGUGGGAACUUUGGUCCUAAAACUAAGCGCAGUGGACUCAGAUCUCUUUUCCAAUGUCACGUAUCGGAUCAAGACUGAAUCGGCCAGACAGCUGUUUUCUCUGAACCCUCUCACCGGGGAGUUGGCUAUGCUGCAGACUCUGGACUUUGAGGACCUGGCAGCUAUGGGCAUGGGGGCCUCUUACACUUUCCAGGUGGAAGCCGUCGACCAAGGAGGCAUCAUGCCCCCAGGGCAAGCUACCGUCACAGUCCGCAUCACGGACAUGAAUGACUUCUCCCCUGUGUUUACCCAAGACCUGUAUAAGGGCAUGGUGGCACCCAAUGCAGAGAAAGGAACUGUCAUCACAGCUGUUUUUGCUGAGGACCAAGACCCUCCAGGUACCCCAGCCAGUUUUGUCCGUUACCGAGUGGACCUGGACAGGUCACCGUACAGUGGGAGUAUCUUUGAUGUUGAGGAGGAAACCGGAAGAGUCAUCACUAAGGUCAACCUUAAUGAAGAGCCCAGUGUCACCUUUAAGUUGUAUCUGAUAGCCUAUGAUGAUGGGGAGCCAGUGAAAACUAACAGCACUUUGGUGGAGAUCACUGUCCUCCAGCCUUCGCGUAUACCAAUCUUCACCCAGGAGGAGUACAGGUUUCCUCCAGUUAGUGAGCUGGCUCCAGUUGGUACAUCAGUGGGGACGAUUCUCGCUGCUGCUGUCAAUCAAACCAUCUUCUACUCCAUUGUGGCAGGAAAUGAACGAGGGCAUUUUCAGGUAAACAACAGGACGGGCGUAAUCUCCACAGCUAAACCUCUGGAUUAUGAAAAUGUGACCACCUACGUCCUGCGGGUUCAGGCAGAUUCGAUGGUGGUUGUCAUGUCCAACCUGCGUGUGCCUUCUAAAACUAACACGGCCAAGGUGUACAUCGAUGUUCAGGAUGAGAAUGACCACCCUCCUAUCUUCUCCAGGAUGCUCUACAUAGGUGGCGUGACGGAGGACACCAAGAUCUUCAGCUCUGUGCUCAAGAUAGUGGCAACUGAUAAGGACACUGGGAAUUACAGUAAGAUGGCAUACCGGCUGAUUAUACCACCCACACCAGAGGGCCAGGACAGCUUUGUCAUCGAGACCUACACGGGAAUCAUCAAGUCGGCCAUCAUGUUUCGAAACAUGCGCAGGUCCUACUUCACGUUUCAAGUUAUUGCCACAGACAACUAUGGUAAAGGUCUCAGCAGCAGUGCCGCAGUGGUGGUUUCUGUGGUCAAUGCGUUGGAUAUGCAGGUCGUUGUGUCCACUGUCCCACCCACAUUAGUAGAAGAGAAGAAGGAGGAACUCAUUAAUAUUCUGGAGCGCCACGUCCAAGACCAAAUUCCAGGUGCCAAGGUGAUAGUCGAGUCCAUUGGGCCACGUCGUCAUGGCGAUGGCUAUGAACUAGAGGACUACAGUAAGUCGGACCUGAUGGUGUACGCCAUUGACCCGCUCACGAACAGGGCGAUUUCGCCGAAGGAGCUCUUCAAAUUUCUCGACGGGAAUGUGCUGGAAAUCAACAAGGAGUUUCAGCCACACCUGGGCGAGGGUGGCCGCAUCCUGGAGAUCCGGUCUCCUGAUGUGGUGGCCAGCGUGAAGAAGGCGGCCCAGGCUGUGGGCUACACAGAGGGAGCUCUCCUGGCCCUGGCCAUCAUCAUCAUCCUCUGCUGCAUCCCUGCGAUCCUCAUCGUCAUGGUCACCUACAAACAGUUCAAAGAGCGACAGGCAGAGUGUGCCAAAACCGCCAGGAUUCAGAUGGCUUUACCACCAGGAGGGAAAGCACCUCCAGCGGGUGCCCCCACUGCCAACCUGUACGAAGAGCUGGGCGACAGCAGCAUCAGGCGAGGAGGCUACGGCAGACAGCAACAGCAACUGCUGAGGCCAUCUCUGCUGAGACCAGAGGAACUCUCCAUGGAGUCAGGAAUCGACCCGGGCCAGGACUACUACGCACAAGACUACUAUAAUUACGACCAAGGGUAUGACAUUCCUCAGUACGGCAGUCGGAGGAGGCUGAUAACUCCCAUGUAUGAUGAAUAUGGAGAGGUGAUAAUGGAGGAUGAUGGGUAUUACUAUAGUCCUCAUGGCCCUGAGGGCGGAGGCAGAGGCCGGGGCCGUGGUGGUGCACGUGGUAGAGGUCCACCCAAGAGGGUUGCAUUUAGGGACAUGCCACAGGAGGAUGAAAUCGAACCAGCUGAGCCAGCAGACGAGGGCGAACCUUCUAAGGCUGCCAAGAAGCUGAAGUCUGUCAUGAAACUCAGCAAACUCCUAGCGGCCAGCAAGGGAGCAGACCAGCCAUCUGAUGCUGGUACUGCUGGCCCAUCUCCAUGGAAGAAAGCCAAGAUGUUCAAGAUGUUUGGUGCCGGGAAGAAGGACAAGGAUUACGCCAAACUGAUGUCAGCCCGACGCAUUGAUAGCCAGGAGAGUUUGACUGACGGACCUGCGCUCACAGGACCAAUUGACAGCAAGUCUGUCGCCCGCAGCCGGCUUGGUAAAGUUCUGAAGAAAAUCAACUUGGGCAACAAGUUGCAGCUCCGCCGAAAGUCUCAGAGUAGUGUGAGUCGUGGCUCAGUUACAGGCAGCGAGAGAGAUGAGGAGGUGUCACAAGCAACUAGUGACGAUGAAAAGAAGUCCAAAGUCUCCAUUAGUGUCACAGAAAGUGAGCCAGAAGCAGGUGCAAGUGGAAGCAGUAAGGAGAGAGGCUCUGAUGAGGAAUCUUCGGAGAAGAGCAGUGUUGAUAGAGAUUAUCUGAAAGUAGAUUUGGACCGGGAUGAUGCCCAAGAAAGCACUGUGGACUCAGAGGAAGAGCCAGAUGAAGAGCCGGGAGAUUCUGACGAAGAGUCUAAAUCUGGAGAGAAGGAAUCUGUCAGUGAGAAAGAGUCAGACUCAGAGAAGGAGUCAGAGUCAGAGAAAGAGUCAGAGUCAGAUAGGUCAUCCGCUACAGAGAAAGAGUCAGAAACAGAGAAAGAGUCAGAAACAGAUAAAGAGUCUCAGUCAGACAAAGAAACAGAAUCAGGAACAGGAACAGGCAAAGAAACAAGCACAGAAAAGAGUUCAGGAACAGAGAAGGACUCUGAUGAAGAGUCUGAGGAAGAAGCUUCGGGGAGCACCAGAGAAAGUGGGUCUUCUGCUCGCUCUUCCAUGAGAUCAUCAGCUACUGAGGCCAGCAAGGGGAGCGGUGAUUCUAGUGCGAGUGGUAGUGGCAGUGGGAGUGGCAGUGGGAGUGGCAGUGGGAGUGGCAGUGGGACCAUGAGUGGUGAAAGUGCAACUGAGAGUGGCAGCGGUGGCGCCAGCAGUGCUGCAUCUUUAUCAGGCUCAAGCAUUAGAUCGUCACAGAGAACCAGAUCAUCAGGAAGUGCAGUAACCUCUGAGAAGUCCAGUGAAGAACUCAGUGAGGCCGAGUCAGGGACAGGGACAGCCAGUGAGUCAGAGUCCGGGUCAGGAAGUGAAGGCUCUCUGUCUGGCACUUCCAGCCAGAGGAAAAUGUCAGGGUCGGCCUCUGCUGGAGGGUCUUCAUCUCGCAGUCAGAUGACAGAACAGAGCUCCCUUGGCAGUGAGGACAGUUCAGCCAGAGCGAGCAGGCGUUCCCGAGAAUCCACUGUGAGUCGCGCAUCCGAGGAUACGAUCACAGAGGAAAGUGAAGAAGAGGAUGAGGAAGAAUCUGAGACUACUGACGAGAAAAUUGAGUCAUCCAGCGAGAUGAGUGAUGACGCAUCAGCUAAGAGUGUGGCAUCUGGAGACCCUGGGCCCUCUUCCUCGUCCCCCUCCACUGGUACUCCAUACCGCGCCGAGAUCAGAAGUGACACCUCUGUAGAGACAUACGGGGGACUGUCGCCUAUCACUGAGGUGGACGAGGACGCCAUCUCAUCUGACAAGUCUUCAUCCAGCUCUUCGAAGGACUCAGGAGACACAGAAGCGACAUCAGAUGCUGAUUCAGAGUCUGAAGGAAACUCAACUCCACUCUAGAGAGAUAUAUUGUCCACUGUGAACCUGGCAAAAUGAAGCGGAUUAAGCUGGUGGUGGAUCGGGAGAAUGAGAGCAGCUCAACAGGAGAGGAAUGCACCACAGAGACCCAGCAGCGCAACAGAUUACCCAACAACCACAGCAACAUCAACGGGAACAUCUACC